Messenger RNA from Thecamonas trahens ATCC 50062, 1887 nucleotides. RefSeq lists its product as uncharacterized. The transcript has a single exon. Bases 1 to 1887 code for a protein of 628 amino acids. The record is from RefSeq and is a predicted model, not a curated record. Lineage: Eukaryota; Apusomonadida; Apusomonadidae.
AUGGGCUCAGGCUCAGGCUCGGGCUCGGGCUCGUCAGACGCCUCGAUGCGGCGGAUCACAGACACGGCUCGUGAUAGGGUGCGGCAUGUGUCGUUCACGCCAGCGCCCGGCGAUGGGUCGAACGACUCGUACUCGUACGCGUACUCGGGCUACGACUCAGCGUACUCGGCCGACGGCGGCGGCAUGCGGUUGCAGCCGCCAAACGCGCUCAACUGCUCGGUUGGCCAGAUCGACUAUCUGAUGGUCCGCCAGGGCUCCGCGCUUUGGUCCGAUGACGACGACGACGGUGGCGGGCGCGACGGCGUGCCGGCCCGUGGCUUAAGUAGCGGACGGCAGCGGCGGCGGCGGCGGCGAAAGCGCAAGACAGCAGCCGAUGUGGCGAGGCCUGGCGAGGGGCUGAUCUCGCGCAGGUCCGAGACGACGCUCGCCUUUGAGUCGCGGAUCCGCGGCCAGUUUGGGCGUGGCGGGUCGACAACCGCCCUCAACUCGGCUUUUGCCUGCAUCGACGUCGAGUACCACUCGCUGGCCGGGAUGGAGACGCAGCGAAUGGUGCCCAACUUUCUGCACUACGUCUAUCUCAAGAACGACGAUCUCGAGUCGUGCCCUGGCGUCCUCAUUCCAGACACGGUGCUGUUUAUCGACGGCGCGCCCGCCGAGUGGCUCUUCAUGUCCAAGGACGGGCGCAUUCUCAAGAAGCGGCAGGACCGACUCCGACUCUCAACUGUGCGGGCGGCGCUCAUGCGAGAGACCUCGUACCGGCGCGGGCCUGUGCUCGCCACCCUCACCAAGGUCCGGCACAACGUUGGCGGCGACGAGUCGUUUAUGUCGGUCAAGUACCUCACCGCCGAGUCGUUUGACGAGGCCUUUGAAGAGUCGGCCAUGACCCAGUACAUGGUGCUGCAGCGGUUUGUCGAUCCGCACGGCGUGCACAACGAGACCAUCAAAGUCGCCUACGCCGGCCUCGACACCACCCUCGAGCGCCGCCGCAACGUCCACGCGUUUGAAGAUGACAACGUCGAUCUCGCAACCAGGCUGCAGGUUUUCGAGGGCCGCAACCCACCGUCUGUCGCUGUCCCGUGGGCGCUCCGAGAGUCGGACGAGUUCCUCCGCGACAAAGUUCACAAGCUCGCCUUUGACAUUGCCAACCAUGUCCGCGUCUUCUCGGUCCGUCACCACCACAUCCACUCGAUGAACCUGUUCCUCAAGGUCGGGCCAAAGCAGAGGCUCUGGCUCCUCUCGGCCUCGCACGUAGUCGCCUCGCACGAGUCGACCCGCAACGAGCGGGUGGUUGCCGGCAAGAUCAUGCGCCGGAUCUCAGCUAAGCUCCAGGCUUCGGCCGAGGCAACGCGCCAGCGAAAGCGGCUCGGCGAGACUUGUGGAGAAUCUGACGGCUCGACCGCGCUCUCCAAGGCCAUCGGGCGGUUCAAGGACUUGCGGCCUUCGGUCUUUGCCGGCACAGCGCCGGCGUCAGAUCCCAAGUUUGUGCAGAAGCUGUUGCGCAAGGAGGUUGCCCGCCUUCAGGCCGUUCUCCACGCUGAAACCUCUGCCAUCGCCGACGCUACUGCGCGUGUUGACACACUCGAGGCUGCCAUCGCCUCUGAAGACAGGGUCAUUGCCCACCUCCGCAGGCUUGCCGCCUCGCAGGUGGGCGCCAUUUCUACCUUUGUCUCGAUGGCUGAUCUCCACUCGCAGUACAAGGCUCGGGUGGAGGCCGGCGUCAACUCAGAGUCGUCCGACUAUGACUAUGAUGAUGAGGUUGUGUGCGCUGGUGCGCCAACCUCUGUCUCGGGCUCCGACGACGACUCGCAAAUGUCGCGGGUUUCUCGGCUCUCGCGCGACGACGGCGAGCUCUCGUCGGAGGCCACCUCUCUGAGUGGGGAGUCUUAA